Molecule: messenger RNA, 1439 nt
Organism: Cucurbita pepo subsp. pepo (vegetable marrow)
Lineage: Eukaryota; Viridiplantae; Streptophyta; Magnoliopsida; Cucurbitales; Cucurbitaceae
Source: RefSeq, a predicted model, not a curated record
UGACACAAGGGGAAGAUCAAGGAAUUUUGGAGUUCAUUCAUGAGCUGUGGUGGAAGGACAUGCAAAACGCAAUAGAUAUCACGUUCUUGCUCUUGUUCUUGCUCUUCCCCUGUUUUCAGCUCACAUUUCAGCAGCUGAGCUCAAGAACAGAGCGCGCAGCUCUUCUGGAACUCCGAUCGUCCUUAGGCUUGCGAGGCAGAGACUGGCCCAUCAAAGCCGACCAUUGCUCUGUUUGGAACGGCGUACAAUGUCGCAACGCUCGAGUUAUUGGCAUCAACAUUUCUGGGUUUCGAAGAACUCGCCUCGGCAGACAAAACCCACGUUUUGUUGUUGAUGCUUUAGCUAAUUUAACGCUUCUCCAGUCUUUUAAUGCUUCUAAGUUCUUGCUUCCUGGACCCAUCCCUGACUGGCUUGGUUCAUCGCUGAAGUCUCUGCAAGUUCUUGAUCUUCGUUCUUGUUCAAUCCAUGGUCCGAUUCCAUCGAGUUUUGGUAAUUUAACGAAUCUAACCACUCUGUUUCUCUCCAAUAACAAGCUAAAUGGGUCGAUUCCUGCAAGUUUUGGCCAAUUAAUUCGGCUUUCUGUGCUUGAUCUUGCCCGUAAUGAGCUCACUGGUUCCAUCCCUUUGUCAAUAUCAUCUCUUGGGAACCUCUCAUUUCUUGACCUUUCUUCAAAUCGUUUAGAUGGGUCAGUUCCUCCGCUCAUUGGGUCACUCAGGCAGCUGCAAAAAUUGAACCUUUCCAGCAAUAAUCUCAUUUCUUCAUUGCCUGCUUCACUCGGCGACCUGGGUGUCCUGGUGGAUCUUGAUAUCAGUUUCAACAAAUUCUCCGGGCCACUACCGCCAGAUCUAAAGGGCAUGAGCCGCCUGCAGAGAAUGCUACUAAGAAGCAAUUUACUCGGUGGAUCACUGCCAGAUGCUCUGUUUUCGUCGCUCACCCAAUUGCAGGCGUUGGCUAUCAAUGACAAUCGUUUUACUGGUGCAGCCCCUGAUGUGUUGUUCUUGACGCCUGGGCUGCGGUUUCUUGAUAUCUCUGGGAACAAUUUCACUGGGUUGCUGCCAAAUUCGAGCUUGAAUUCGAAUUUUAGCGAUGGGACGUUGAAUGUUUCUCGAAACAUGUUCUAUGGUGGGCUCGUGCCUGUUCUUGGAAGGUUUAGUGUUGUUGAUCUGUCUGGGAAUUAUUUUGAAGGCGGUGUUCCAAGCUUUGUGGUGAUGAAUGCAUCUUUGGAGAGUAAUUGUCUUCGAAAUGUUUCCAGGCAGCGGACAUUGGAAGAUUGCUCCUCGUUUUACGCUGCAAAAGGCCUUGAUUUUGAUGAUUUUGGUAAGCCAAUCGCUGAACGGCCUCCUCCUGUACCAGAGAAGUCUGGGAAGAACAUGAACAAUAUAAGGGAAACUAUAUUGGCUAGCCUAUUAGGAUGGGUCGGGUUUAUUGUUGUUGUUUAA